UUCACAGUCACCUAGUGGAGAAGACUUACCAGUCCGAGUUGGUUGAUCGGAGGUAACGAAACGCACCGACUGGCAUCGCGCGGGACAAGAACAAGGACGACAACAAGAACCUCGUUCGUUACGUCCCGUGCGCCUCCUCACCUCCUCCACGUUCCUCGCGCACGGCACGAUGAACGCAUUCUGGAGGUCUGGACACUGUGGACAGCAGCGCUCAGUGAGAAACGGGAUUUAGUGGCAGCGGCGGUGCCCGAGCCAAAGACUCUGGCAGCCAACUCGUGAGGAGGGUUUCAAACCUUUUCCACUGUUGGAUUUUAAAUUAUUUUUAUGGGUUUUUAUGAAGUUUACGGAGAUUCGGUUAUUUUUUUUUCUUUUCAUGAAUGAUUGGUGACAUUUGAAUGACAUCUGAAAUUUGGAAAGCUAACAUUUGCUCUGAAAACGGGAUAUUUUGGGUCAGUGGUGGGGCCGCUGUUCUGCUGGACAGCAUGCAAACGGACGAUGUUGUCUGAGUCGGGCCGUGCUGCUCUGCGUCUCACCUCUUCGUCCAGAGGAAUGACGGCUCCGUGGUGUUCGCUCUGGCUUUCCUUCUUCCUGCCUCUGUGCGUCGCUCCGGCCAGGCUGCCCACUGCUCAGCCCACAGACUCUGUGUCCAGUGAGACAGCCUUCCUGGAGAACUAUGCUCUGGGUGUGGGGGACACCCUGGAAAUGUCAUGUGAGGUGGAAGACUCCUCAGCGGCAGUCGUCUGGUUCAAAGAUGGCGCCAGACUGGUGCCUAGCAAUCGAACACAGCUGGUCCAGAGGAUGUUGCGCAUCAUCAACGUGUCAUACGAGGACACGGCCGUCUACUCAUGCCGGCUUGCACACAGCAACACCCUGCUCAGCAACUACACCAUCAGGGUGACUGAUUCUCUGUCGUCUGGUGAUGAUGAAGACUAUGAUGAAGAUCCAGAAGAUGCAGAAGCGCCGUACUGGACCAGACCUGACCGGAUGGACAAGAAGCUUCUGGCUGUUCCUGCUGCCAACACUGUCAAGUUCCGCUGUGCCGCAGCUGGAAACCCGACGCCAACCAUCCACUGGCUGAAGAACGGCAAGGAAUUCAAGGGAGAGCAGCGGAUGGGAGGCAUCAAGCUGAGACACCAGCAGUGGAGUCUGGUGAUGGAGAGUGCUGUGCCAUCAGACCGGGGAAACUACACCUGCGUGGUUCAGAAUAACUACGGCACCAUCACCCACACCUACCAGCUGGAUGUGCUAGAGCGCUCCCCUCACAGACCCAUCCUCCAAGCGGGCCUGCCAGCCAACCAGACGGUGGUGGUGGGCAGCGACGUGGAGUUUCACUGCAAGGUCUACAGCGACGCCCAGCCACACAUCCAAUGGCUGAAACACAUGGAGGUCAACGGCAGCCGCUACAGCCCCGAUGGCGCUCCAUAUGUCAACGUCCUGAAGAGCAUUGUCAGUAAUCUCACUGAGGCCCACAGUAAGUUGAAACUGUCCAACGUGACAGAGAAAGAUGCUGGGAAGUAUCGGUGCCGUGCCUCAAACUUUGUAGGCAAGUCGGAAAUCACUUUCUGGCUUAACGUACACAAAGCAGCUGUGAGCCCAGGAAAGGAAGACUACUAUGCUGACAUCCUCAUCUAUGUGACCGGCUGCGUGCUCUUCAUCCUCGCCGUGGUCAUCGGCGUCCUCUGCCGCAUGAAGAUGACCGCACAGAAGACGCUACCAACGCCACCUGUGCAAAAGCUCUCAAAGUUUCCCCUCAAGAGACAGGUAACAGUGUCCUUGGAUUCCAACUCCUCCAUGAACUCCAACACCCCACUGGUCAGGAUCGCCCGCCUGUCAUCCAGCGACGGACCCAUGCUGGCCAACGUCUCCGAGCUGGAACUACCACCCGAUCCCAAAUGGGAGUUUCCUCGGACACGGCUAACUCUGGGUAAACCUCUGGGCGAGGGCUGCUUCGGGCAGGUGGUGAUGGCCGAGGCGGUCGGCAUCGACAAGGAGAAGCCCAACAAGCCUCUCACUGUUGCAGUGAAAAUGCUGAAAGAUGACGCCACAGAUAAAGAUUUGUCAGACCUGGUAUCAGAGAUGGAGAUGAUGAAGAUGAUUGGAAAACACAAAAACAUUAUCAACCUGCUGGGAGCUUGUACUCAGGACGGUCCUCUGUAUGUUCUGGUAGAAUACGCCUCCAAAGGCAACCUGAGGGAGUACCUGCGGGCACGGCGGCCACCCAGCAUGGACUACUCCUUUGACACCUGUAAAAUCCCAGACGAGCAGCUCACCUUUAAAGACCUGGUGUCCUGCGCCUACCAGGUCGCCCGUGGCAUGGAGUACCUCGCCUCGCAGAAGUGUAUCCACAGAGACCUGGCAGCCAGAAAUGUCCUUGUGACGGAGGACAACGUUAUGAAGAUCGCCGACUUCGGCCUAGCCAGAGACGUGCACAAUAUAGACUACUACAAAAAGACCACGAAUGGUCGUCUUCCCGUGAAAUGGAUGGCUCCGGAGGCCCUGUUCGACCGGGUCUACACGCACCAGAGCGACGUGUGGUCUUAUGGGGUGUUGCUGUGGGAGAUCUUCACACUGGGAGGUUCACCUUAUCCCGGAAUCCCAGUAGAAGAAUUAUUUAAGCUGCUGAAGGAGGGACAUCGGAUGGACAAACCUGCCAACUGCACCCAUGAACUGUAUAUGAUAAUGAGGGAGUGCUGGCACGCGGUGCCGUCGCAGAGACCGACCUUUAGACAGCUGGUAGAAGAUCAUGACCGGGUUUUAUCAAUGACCUCCACCGAUGAGUACCUGGACCUGUCGGUGCCCUUUGAGCAGUAUUCGCCCACCUGUCAGGACUCCAACAGCACCUGCUCCUCUGGUGACGACUCGGUGUUCACCCACGACCCACUGCCUGACGAGCCCUGUCUUCCCAAACAGCCUCCCAGUAACGGCAUGGUUAGGACAUAAAACCUGAGCUGGGUGGGGAGGGUUGGACAUUAACCUCCUCUAACAUUUUGUGAUUAAUCACCUCUCAGUGACACAGGUUCCUCAAGAUAUGGAAAGAAAAACUCUGCAUGCCAUCCUUCGACAGUGCUUCAGCUCUUCAGUUUGUCUUAAACUCUUGGUCAAAAAUCCUCUUUUAACAAGAUUUUCCUCAUCUUCCUCCUCGUCCUUCCCCCAAAAGACUUUUUAAACAUUGAAGGAUUAUUGUUUGCCGUUGUACCAUGUUUGUGUUCUUCUUUUCAGAAAUGAAAUUAUAUUUUUGUACUUGGGCCAGUCUUUUGUUACAGACAAUCUGUGCAGUGAAACCAUUCUGUGCCUACUGGGAUAAAACCUCCUGAGACAGAAAAAAAGACAAGAAAGGGAUCAAAGAGGAGGGAAUAAAGGGCAUUGACCAGCGGUCCAGUAGGUGAUGGCCAUUUUCAUCCUCUCAUCUGCAUGGAGCCCUUAGAUUGUGAUAAAAAGUUUGCAACCUGAAAGAGAAAAUCCGUUGAGAAGGUACCAGCAAAGCCUGAAUCGACCUCAUGAUGGGACUCGUUCUUCCGAAGAUAUUCAGUAACUUAACUUUUACUGAAGACGUUCAACAACAGGAAGAAUUACAGGAGCAUGUUUCCUCAUGAAUUUGCCCUUCCAUUAUCACAGUUCAGCAUCCCAGAACAAAUUCCUCAUCAGACGUGAGGCACAUUUUCAGGGCCAUUCAGUAAUAAGUACAGCAAGGUUCGGAGGGUUUUUGUGAAUCUAGAAAAUGAUUUAUUGUAAAUAUACAAAUGCAAAUAUGUAUCAUAACGCUGUCCGCGGCCAUGUGCAUAAAAGACAAAAAAAUUACUUUUUUUAAAGUAUUGUUUUAGGAUGGAAGUGUUGCCGUCUAGAAGACACUGUUACAACAUGUAAGACAUUUAACCAUUUAAAGUGACACAGAAAAGGUUUAUUUGAAUAAUUAAAUUGUAUAUUUGUAAAGAUAUUUAUAGACUUAACAUGUGGUUCUUCAGUUCGAAAGACCUAGUUUAGGAUUUUAGUACUGUACGCAAAGAUUUUUAUUUCGAUUUUUUUGUAACUUAUUUUACAACAGAACUGCGACGUUACUUUCACAACUGGCAGACUCCUCUGGUUUUUGAUCAAUCUUUUCUUGUUUGUUUGUUUACAGUUGUGAACAAAAAGAAUGUAUGACAGACCCGAAGAUGAUAUUUGAGAGCGAGUGUGAUUUGACCACCAGAGGAGGACUUGGACUGGACUGAAGGCUCCUGCUGACAGGAGCCGGAUGGUCCAGAUUCUGGUUUGAAAAGUUGACGUUUGCAAUGUCAAAGCAACGAUUAACUCUUGCUGGACAAGAAGUAGCAGCGUUUCGAGAUAUGUACCAGAGAGGCCUUUUAGUAAGUAGUGGAUUAGUACGGAAAGACAUAUUGAACAACAUCAACAACACCUAGCUGUGAAUCAUGAGAAGCCUUCAGACAACCUCAGCAGCUAUCACACCAUUUCACUGUUCAGACUGUGAUGUUUAAAAGAUUCUAGGACCUUUUGCCUCCUAGUGCAUCACAUGUACAGUAGAUUAGCUUCUCAUCAUUUUCUCUGUGUCGAAUGUAUAAAGUGUAGUGUGUUCCAAAAUCCAUAAUCCCACAGUGGAACACAAAAUGCCCAAAAUAUGUAUGCCUUAUGCUAAAACAUCAAAUCCCACAAUGCAAUGCUACCCAUUCCCCGCCCCCCCAAAAUAUGUCAGAGUUGUGCAAAAUUGCACCAGCUAAACAAUGAAUUAACAAAAACAAAAUCAUUACACAUUAGAAUAGUCAGUGAAAAAGUGAACAUUUCACAGAAAUGAUUAACUCCACUUCCCAAAAUGCUUUUCAGUAUCUAUCAGCCAAUGUGCUCAAACUUGUGGCAUUUAGAAAAAUGUUAACACAUUAAAAAGAAACAGUGACGCUAGAGAUUUUAAGAGCAAAAUAACAAAAAAGAAAUGUGAAUGUUUCAUCUUUUAAGCCAAACUUGUAAGGUUUAUAAGAUGCACUGCAUUGUGGGGUUUUGAGUCCUGUAAGGGUGAAGACAUGAUCAGGUCUUAUUUUUGUUUGUUUUUUGUCAGUGGCAUUAAUCUGGAAGAAUCUCUCCCUCUUUGACUCUGAGCCUUGAAACUAAAAUCUGACAUUUAUUAAAUAUAUACAAUAAUAAAAAAAUAGAUACACCAAAUGACAAAGAGGAUACAUAAACUCAAAGUAUAUAACCAUGAUGUGUUUGAACAGUGUUAAAGCAUUUAUGGGUGGAUGGGUAUUUUUCUUUUUAAAUGUGCUUCCGAAGGCUUCAGACUUGUAUAGUAACAGAAAAUUGACAGGCUCGAUGCUAAUGUGUGUGUUGUGCCACUCAGCAGCCAUGCGCACACUCAUGGAUAAAAACAUUGUCCUUUUGUGCUCGAGUGUUGCUAGAAAACCUGCCUAGACACUUGAGAUUUUAUCGCUGCUCUAUAGUAUUAAUCCCAAAAUGAAGGCAUGCCGUGUGAUCUUAAGUUGCACAGCAAAAAAGAAA
This is a messenger RNA of Monopterus albus (swamp eel), 5481 nucleotides long. RefSeq names its product fibroblast growth factor receptor 3 (gene fgfr3). Gene Ontology annotation, molecular function: ATP binding; fibroblast growth factor receptor activity; fibroblast growth factor binding. The coding region runs from base 496 to 2940 and encodes 814 amino acids. The record is from RefSeq and is a predicted model, not a curated record. Gene Ontology annotation, cellular component: plasma membrane; signaling receptor complex. Gene Ontology annotation, biological process: positive regulation of kinase activity; fibroblast growth factor receptor signaling pathway; positive regulation of MAPK cascade. The transcript has 18 exons. NCBI's taxonomy places the organism in Eukaryota, Metazoa, Chordata, Actinopteri, Synbranchiformes, Synbranchidae.